UUUGAGAAAUACGCCCUGAAAACUCAAUAUAUCAGAGACCUAACACAACCACUACUUUGACUUAGAGUUCUUGUAUAACUUUAACACCAAGAUGUUGCAAUUACAAGUAUGUAAUUAGACAAUAGAGCGGUUUUUAAGGACAGUCGGCAUCCCUCUGAUCUUUUACCGCCAAUUUGCCUAAUAGACCGUGCAGCCAAUCACAGAUUCCCGUUCGGUCACAUGGGUCAAAAUGACUACCCCAACAUGGAGGUCAAUCCAAGUUCGGGAGCCAUGAAAUUUUUGAGGAAUUGACUUUUCUGCUCUAAAAUGCCACGAAGGAGGAAAUCCCAAGGUUAUUUGAAACAUAUUGCAUGGCAAAGUGCAUUGAAUCAUUCGUAAAGGUUAUUUGAACAAGAGGCGGUCCGAACCGAGGGAGUCCAUGCCAUGUGGGAGCUUCCAUACCUGAUGCAAUUCCUGCAUCUGCACCGCCCAAAGUUUAAGUUCAUUAAGCUUUCUAUGAAAGAACUGGAGGGCAGUAUAAUCAACAACGACAGUUUGGUGCUACCAGAUAUUCUCACUCGGUUAUUGAGGUUCCUUGAUAAUGACCAGUCUGUACUGAUCUCCAACUUUGAGACGCAUCUUAGUAAACUUUUAAAUGAGAAGAAAAAAGAUAAUAACCUACUUAGUUCAGGGAAACUUCGUGAUCUCAAGCCCGAUGAUAAGGUGCAAGUAUUGCGAUGGCUAAUAGACUACGUCACCGAUGAGAAAAACGACGACUUAACAGACACGCUUAACGAUUCAUUUAGUUCGGAUGAUAUGAGAGCAAUAAAUGUUGGCCAGGACGCGUUUGGGAAUACAUACUGGUAUUUUGAUGAUUUAAGACUCUACAAGGAAAGUGCGGCGGUAAAAGGUGGCAGGAAGGAGUGGGAUUGCAUCUCCGUGUCGUUAAGCGACUGGCAUUCGUUCCUCAACAAAUAUAAAAAGUCUUCGAACCCGGCUGAAAAGGAGCUUUAUGAGUAUCUCCACAAUGAGCUCUUUCCAGUGAUAGAGCCUCAGUUAGUUAAGCAAGAGAAGGACGGAUUUAAUGAUAAAAAUCCCGACCUGGACCGGGACGCCAUUUUAAGUAAAGAAAAAAUUGAUACGGAGGGCAUGAUCAAGAAAGAGACGCCGGUCGAGUUGGUCCUGCCGGAGGUCAAGCUGGAACCUAUCACCAACGGCAACGAUACGCCAAAAGAUGGAAGCACAGAGGAGACAAACGUUGGGUCGGUGAAGUCAGAGGCGCAGAGUCUGCCUGAUGAGAAGCCGCCCCCUGGUGUGGGGGAUGGAGUGAUGGCGCAAAUUCCUGAUAAGAAACCUUUGAUGAAAGGUGGUCACCCGAACCAGACGGUACCAUUCAAUGCCACCAAUCCACACCACAUGUCUGGCAGGACGCCAACGUCUAUGGACGCCCCCUUUAUGCAGCAGCAGAGUCAAAUCUUUGUGUUCUCGACGUCACUGGCGAACAAGGCUGCUGAGUCGGUCGUACGGGGACAGUACAAGUCGAUCAUUGCAUAUCAUUUAGAGGAACCAGGAACGAAAAAAUUCUUACAGAAACAUCCCCUGAAGAUAUCGCAAUUCAAUCGACCCCCUGGAUUCCCGAUGUUAACGAAUUCACGGAACCAGUCUCCGCACAUGGGUCCUGGAAAUCGUCCGGUGGGAUCGUGGCCACCUGACCAGCAAGGAAUGUCCCCUGGAGGGGGCGGAAUGAACUCGAAUAACCCUGGAAUGCCGUUGAAUCCCAAUAUGCCAAACCCGAACAUGAUGCAAGGUUGGCAGGGACCGGGGCCUCCGAACGCUAUGAUGGCCCAGCAGUACGCAAUGAUGGGAAAUGCCCAGAUGGGCCCACAUGGCCCACCCGGGUCUCAUAUGAACUUAUCCCAAACGAAAGUGCCUAAUGAGAACUUAACUCCUGAACAGUUGCAGCGGCGCGAGGAACAUUUAGCGAGUCUCCGGAAGAUUCAUCAGAUGUUGUUUCCGGAGCAGGUUCAGGAGCACGGGAUGCCCGGACACCCACAAGGUAUGCCUGGCGGACCGCAUCCGAAUUCUGGAAUGCCGAUGGGACCCCAGGGUAUGCCAGGGAUGCCGAAUAUGUCUCCCAACCAAGCGAAUAUGAUGUCGCAUGGUAACUUUAUGAUGGGGCCUCACGGACAGAUGAUGAGUGGCACCCCGCCUCAGUUAUCACCGCAGGAGUUGCAGAGUUUGCCACCUGCUCAGCGCGAAUGGUAUCGGUUACAGCAUGAAUUUUACCACGAAAAGCGGCGCCACAUGGCUAUGGCUGCUCAAAAUAAUCCAUAUUUCCAGAACAAUCCCAUGAAUAUGAACUCUCCGAAUUCAAGUGGUCAAGGGCCACCUCCUUCCUAUUUUUCAUCGAUGGCUCAGAAACGCUGUGGGCCGCCCGGAUCUUUAUCACCUACCUCGCCUGGUUUUAAUGGCCCGAUGUCAUCACCGCACGGACCCAUGCCUUCGCCUCAUCUUUCGUCAGCUCAUCCAUCACCAGUUCCUGGAGAGUCCCAUUUUCAAUUUCCGUCGCAAAAGAGGCCACCAAGCCAACCGUAUCCACCAAUGGGGCAGAGUCCUGGUAUGGUCGGUAGCCCUGGGUUCAAUCAUAAUAUGCCUGGGCCUAACAUGAUGCCAUUCAAUGACCAAAUGAUGCAACCCAUGGGGCCAAACCAGGAGGGAUUCGUCCAGAAGGCAUCAAGUCCUGAAGUGUUCCUUGAUCCGUCUGCUAACAAUGUUGUGGGCGCUAAACCGCCACCAAGUUACGGCCAAGCUACCAAGCGGAGAAAGUUGGAACAGGUCCCAGCCCCGGAGGAAAUGCAGAAAAAUCUCCAACCAACUCCGUCACCUCAACAGAUCAACUAUUUACAGCAGUUUGAAGGCCAGGAAUUGACUAUAACCAAACAAGUGAAUAUGGCGUUUCAAGAUAGUGGUGGCGGUCCUCCUGGGGGACCUGAUAUGGGUUCUCUGCCUUCAAACGUCGCGCCUAACAUGAUCAAUAAGAAUUCUACUGCUCCCUCCACGCCUAGUUCUGUGAUGAGUCCGGGUCACAUGCAGCCGCACACCCCAUCUGGUCCGUUAACACCAAAUCCAAUAUCACAAAAAAUGUCAACCAAUCAUAUGCCUGGACAAGUUACGCCAGAAAUGUCUCUGUCGUCUCCGAAUCAGAUGCCGAAAUCAGCUCCUGGAGGAAUGUCUUCUUCAAGUGGGAUGCCAAGUCCGUUUUCGCCUAGUGUUGGUCCGGGCCGAACGCCUACUGUAAGCAAAAGUGCAAGCCAGCAUCCGACACCAAGUCCUGUCCAUCAUGGGCAGAUGCCAUCGCCUGCACAAGUGCUGACCCCUGGGUCUGUUCAGAGGUCAAAUACGAGUCAUAAUGGCCCCGGUACACCGCUAGCGCCGGGGAGUCAAGCGGCCAGUGCGGAUAGAUCAGGUCAAAUGCCAGUGACAAGUCCCAUGUCAAAUCAAAGCCAAAUGUCUCUAAAUAGUCCAUGUCCUGUGUCGUCUGCUAGCCAGCGUUCAAGUACAGACUCAUUGUCCAAUAUGAGCCAAGGUCCAGGAAAUCAGAUGUCUAGACCGCCAUCAAUUACCGGAGGGACGCAGAGACUCUCACAUUAUGACCCUCCGUCCAGUAAUAGUGCACCUGGAACACCGCUGACACCUACCACGAAAAGUGCAACCAUGUCCAAUAUCACGUCUGCGAGUCUGGCAAAUUUGGCCAAGGGUGUUGAACACUUGUCCAAUCAGAUGCAGCAGAACAUGAUGCAAGGUGGGCCAUUCCAUAACAUUCAGAUUCAGGGUCAAGUGACUGAGAAAGGUGUGGCGUCACCGCAGCAGCAGCAGCAGCAGUCGCCCGUGGCUGGACUGCCGCAGCAGUCCCAACCAUCACAACCGCCCAUAUCUAAUACUCCGCCAUUACAGCAGACCCCUAGCGUCAAUAAUACGUAUGUGAAUGCGACAAUGUCAAUACAACAAUUGAACAUUCAAAGUGUGAACCAGCCAAAUGUGACCGCGAGCAUGCAAGCGCAGCAGCAGAAUUCUGAAAUGGGUAUGAACAUGCCUGUUACGUCCGCCAGUGCUUUGAACUCUAUGCCACAAAUGCCAUCACAGUCACAGUCACAGUCGCAGUCUGUGACUGUGCCACAUGGACAAGGGCCGCUGCAGUCUGCCAUGAUGCAACAACAGCAGAAGAUUAUCUCGCAACAAAUGGGGAAUCCUCAAGGAAUGCAUCCUCAUCAUAUGUCCUCACAGCAUCAGCAUAUGAACAAUCAGCAUCUAAGUGCUCAACAAAUCUCAAGUCAACAGCAACAGCAACAGCAACAACAACAACAACAACAGCAGCAGCAGCAGCAGCAGCAGCAGAUGGCUAGGCAACAGAUGCAGCAGAUGAGUGCGCAACAGAUGGCCAACAAUGCGCAGCAAAUGGCAUCGCAACAACAGAUGAAUGCACAGCAAAUGGCCAACAAUGCGCAGCAAAUGGCAGCAGAACAGCAGCUUCGAGCACGACAAAUGGCAAACAAUAAUCACCAAAUGCCCCCACUACAACACAUGGGUUCGCAGCAUCUUAGCGCGCAACAAAUGGCCAAUAAUGCGCAAAUGAUUGCAUCAGAGCAACAGAUGCGAGCGCAGCAGAUGGCACACAAUGCUCAACAGUUGGCAUCUCAACAGCAGAUGAAUGCCCAACACUUUGGUGGACAUCCAAUGAAUCAUCCAAUGCACUCGCCACAGAUGCCUGGUCAGCCAAUGAGUGGGCCUGGCCUGGGCCCUCAAUCUCAAGUACCCGGUCCACCUCAGCUUGAAAAUCCUGCCAUGUCGUGUGGGCAGCAGCCCAACCCUCAUCACAGCCAUAUGGCACCGAUGGGCAGUGCACAAAUGAAUGACUUUCAAGGGCCGCCGGUGCCUAACCAACUCCAUUCGCCGCACCAGCUCCAUUCACCGCACUCGAACUCUCAAACUGUUAUGCAGCAAAUGCAGAGUAUGAUGACAAGCCAAUCGCAGCCAAUGUCUCGGAGUAGUCAGAACACGCCGUCUGUUGGUAACGCAAACGUACAGAUACAAUCGAAAGCGCCGAACACGAUACAGUACCUACCCGCUAAUCCACCAACAUCUCAACCGUCGCGUUUCCCUGCACCUCCAAAAUUGCCCGAUUUUGACACAAGUUUUGGCAACCCUGCAAUGGACGCGAAACAGCCGUCGUCAAAACUUCAGUACUUCCCCAAUAAUGAUGGACAGAAUUCACUGCCACCUAUGAAUCGGAUGCCGGGCAUGCCGAUGUCGGGCCCGAGCCCGAAUCAAACAAUUGGAAUGCAGGAGGCAGCAAUGAUGGGCAACCGUAUGCCUCACGCGCGCAUGUCGCCCAUGCAAUAUCACGCACGGCACAUGCAUCCUGGUGCUCAAGGGGGUUACCCGCAGUCGGGCAAUUCGCAGGGAAUGCCGAUGGUGCCGGGCAAUCCUGGCAUGAUGGGGAAUCAGAUGGACUUCCCGGGCCCCGGUGGCCCGAUGGACCCCUCAGGGAUGAUGGCCGGGAAUAACAUGAACAAUAUGAGUCAGCAUGUGCAGAUUCAGGGCCAACAGAUGACAGUGCAAGGACCAAUGAAUAUGCCGCCAGGUGGGGGCCAGAUGGAAGGCCCCGGGUAUAGGAUGUCGCCGCGGCCGAAUCAACCAAACUAUAAUAUGCAAUACCAACAGUUUCAGCAGCAGUUGUAUGCUCAGAAUCGGACUUCUCAGAUGAAUCCUCAGAUGGGAUCAAUGGGUCCAGUGAAUAUGAACCCCCAUUUCCCGAAUAUGAUGUAGAUGCAAUUGCACCUCCACUUGAUCAUUUUAACAUAUUUGGAUAUUUUGGCCCAUGAAAUCAGGAUAACCUGUAAUUUAUUUUGAAAUGCAUUAGAAAUAUCUAGAUAUUUCGGUCCGUGAAAUCGGGAUAACCUGCAAUUUAUUUUGAAAUACAUUAGAAAAUAAUUGGAUAUUUUGGCCAAUAAAAUCAGGAUAUCUUGUAAUUUUUGGUAUUUGAAAUGUUUUGGUUGGACCCUUUAAGAAUUGAAAUUUGAGUAAGUUACAUGAUUUGGCUGUGUUAAAAUGAAAUGUGGAGCAAAUGUAUCAUACAUGGUGCUGUGGGGUAAAAGGGAGUUUGUGGAGGUUCUGGUAUGUGCAAUGCUUACAUGUAAAUGUUGGAUUUGUUCCAUAGAAAUCAGUUGGUUAUUAUCCUGAUCUAUUAAUAUUACUGAUUGACUCGGUUGAAUUUGCUGAGCAAUUGUUCAAUAUGGAUCAGUGUAGAUGUGGAUUUCAUGUAAAUGUGGACUACAUGUAGAUGUGGAUUACAUGUAGAUGUGGGUUACAUGUGAAUGUGAAUUACAUGUAAAUGUGGAUCAUAUGUAAAUGCCAAUUACAUGUGAAUGUGGAUCGCAUGUGAAUGUGGAUCACAUGUGAAUGUUUUGGGAUCUCCUUAUGGAAUAGUUACCCAUUUCCUGUUAGGCAUGACGACCCGAAGAUGAUGUUUUUGCAAAUUUCUCACCGGGGUUGGUUUUGAAAGAGUAAAGGACUGAUAUCUGUUGUAAAAUCAUGGUUUAAUGAAUGAAAGAGAACAGUUUGAAAGAGAGCUAAGGUCCCGAAUGCAAUAUGAAACUUGGCAGUCCUUACUAACCUUUGAUCUAGAUACCUUGUGUUUUAACGCAAGACUCUUGAAGAAGGCAACCUGGUGUGAAGUCGUUGAACCUUUACCACGGGCUGCUCUGAUGACAGUCGAGGGUCAGAAUGUACGUUUGUAGUUAUCCAUCAAUAUUUUGGGAGAUUUGUGGAAUUGUGCGUCUCCGAUUUGGAUCCAGCGUGGUUGCGUGUCUCGUCCUCUGGAGGAUUUAUACAAAACCUGAUUCGUGUGGAAUUUACACCUUAAUGUGCUCAAUCGUGUUAAAUUGCAGAGAUUAUGAACAUAAAUCGGAGCUUUUAUAUAUUCGAAAGUAUUAAUAAUCGGAGAGCAUACGUUUGGAUAAGUUUAUAAAUAUAUGAAUACGACUAUAUAUAUUUACAAGAAAAUGUGAUUUACUUUGAAUGUUUGUAAAUUGGAAUGACUAGGGUAGUGCUAAGGUGUUCAGGGGUGAUUUGUAAAUUGUUCUCUGGUUUUUUGUUCCAGACCUUGUUUUGGGUGUUCCCCUCUUAAAAUUUCUUGUCCUUUUAAUGCCAAUGGUGGAGAUAUUUUCCCAAAAUUCCUAACAAAAUAUGUAGAAAGGGUGUUUUUGCUUGAAAGCUGUCUCAUUGAAACCGUUCCCUAUACCUACUGACUUGGCACUACCCCACAUAUAAAAACAGUUCAGCAGGAGUUUAAUUGCUGAAUUUUGAAAGCACUCGAUUAUUAUGACCCAGAAGUCACAUUUUGGUUGUAAUAGAGUUCUGCCUGGUUUGUUAAAGACUAAAUUUAAAGACUGAAUUGGCCUGAAAACAACUGUUCAAUGCUAAGCAUUUGAGUUUGAAGAUGGUGAACUUUCAAAACAAUAGUAAAAAUAUUAAAAACCUUGUCCUUUUAGACACAGAUGUUGACCACUAUUUAAAACUGUCUCAAUGUGACUUGCAAAAUUUUGAAAGACAGUGCCGUAAGAUGGGAUGGCAUUUGACCGAAGUGGGGUAAAAUUGUCCCAAACACUUUCCCCCUACAGCUUGAUACAUACAGAAGUGUCUUCAACGGUUGAGAGAUUGUUCAGCCAAACUUGCUAAUUUUCUGUGUAAUGCCGGAUUCUUCGCCAUUAGUCCUUCAGGAACAAUAGAAAUUUAUAAGAAAGAGCUUUGACCAUGACCUUUGAUAACACAGCCGUAGUAGCAGACGCUGAGAUGGUGUUGAAAGGCAGUGUAAGGUAAACCCUUCUUUGUGACCCUAAUACAUCUGACCCUAUUGCAGGGGGACUCUAUUGCCUGAUUUUGAACCUCCUUGCAACGUACCGCCAGGGACCUUAAGAAUCCGAACGUUAUAACCAGACUUAUUUGUAACUACUUUGCAUAAGAUGGACACUAACACAAGAAGUGAAGCUCGACUCCAUGGCUGAUAUGAAUUAAGUCUAGCAAAUGCUUUCACUUCAAGUUUGUACAGAAAGGCCUAAAUGUACAGGAGUUUUAGAUAAAAGCAUUUGCUAGUCUUUAUUCAUAUCGCCCAGUAAGCCUCAAAAAGCAGUUUCAAAGUUUAAGAAUUCGUCUUCUCUGAUGCAGUUGCACCCGAUACCUGUUGUGUGUCAGAACGUGGAAACAACCAUCAAAGUGAACAAUUUCAUUCCUCAAAUGUUACGCACGAUCAGUUGUAUGAAGAUAUUAGGUUCACGAAAAAUGUCGGGUUUACAUUAUACUGUUGGGCAAAAUGCCCCACUUGCACCAUUAGCGUAGAAAUAAACUUUGUCUGCCAUCAGUGUGUUUGGAGUCGGCUUGGGUUGGCUAUUUUCAUAAAACAGUUAAUAUUUCAUCCAUGCCUCUAUGUCUCAUCAAGCAGUGAGCAUUGGUAUCGGCUGCUGUUUUUGUGAAACCGUACUUGUAGCACUGCCGAAACACAUCCUUGACCGUAUGAAAAUUAACUGGGCCAGUCCACCGGUUUUGAAAUUCGACUGGCUUGAUGGGAUUAAACCAAAUUUUGGCUCGUUGCUUUGGAUGCUGCCUAAAAACUUAAAACGUACUGGUUUAUAAAAAUGGGAGCCAAAAACUACGCUUACUGCCCCCUACUGGAAGCAUUGGGAACCAACGUUGGUCAGGCAGUGGAUUGGUAUUGCUAUCAGUUAGCAGAUGGAGCCACUCUUCUCACAACCAUGCUUCCUCUUAGUCAGACAGUGACAGGUGUUACGUAGUUACACCAUUUCUGUGUGGGGGGAUGAUAUGCUCGGAAACUUGCCUGGUUUAAUAAUUUGACACGUUUAGAUUAAAUCCGCUCUACCCAAAGUAUGAAAAAUUCCUGAAAAUGUCCUAGGAUGCUUCUUUAUUUGACAGUAAUCUACUUUGGUUUUCUCUUGCUGUUCCGAUGUUAGUGCCUUUAUGAAAAAUAUAUUUCGGAUGAAGCGGUUGUAAUGGUAAUGUGCUGGGAUCGAUCACCGUUCCUCCCAAUGUGACCAGCUAUCUAACAAUGGCCACAUUCUGUCAAAUGAAUUAUGUUAGUCUCAGGAAAAAUUCUGUCGUCUGUCAUAUUUUGCCGUGGACCCCAGUCUACCCAAUGCCUUUGUUUUCUUCUAAUCCAGACUGAAAUAAUGAAGUUUUGUCAGAUUUAUGAAGGUUUUCCAAAACUUUAAUUAUGUAUUUUUUGGUUGAUUUAAUUUGCACACUUACUUCAAUACGCAAUCCAUGAACCUUGCCGCUAUUUAAAUUAAAAGUCGGCCUCUCUCCGAUCAGCUAAGUAAACUUCACAUAUCAAUAAAUCAUGAAUCAUGUCAAAGGUAAUCAAAGGUGUUACGCGUGUUCUGAUACAGGAAUUUCUUUAACUUUGUUUUUGUAUUUCCGCCAAUUUUUUUUGUGGACAGGGCUCCCUUUCUGAAAAAAGUUUCCCUUCUCCUGGAAUGUUAUAUCCCCUAGUUUUGCAUUCCAAAUGACCCCCUCCCCUGAGAAAAUGAAAAUAUGCCUGUAACCUCAUUUAAAGCGGCGGGAGUGGCAGGUACCAACUGCAGUGGGUCAAGCUCCUUGGCAUCAAAUGCCAAGGAUUGGUCUUGAAUGAUGUAGGAAAGGUGGCGUCUGCACCCCUGUACCACCACCAGCGGGUGGGGGGGGGGGUACAGAUCCCUGUACCACCACCAGGGGGGCGGGGAGUACAGAUCCCUGUGGUUAGAAGAAGGGGGUAUGUACCCCCCAAAAAAGUUGUUUUUUUACUCUCCGAGUGGAAGUUUGUUUGAUUUGGGAUGUAAAUGGGGGGCAUUUCAGUGUUGAAAUUUAUAUUCGGUGAGCAUUUACGCAAUUUGAAAUUUUCAAAUUCAAUUACCGCUUUUUAUUAAACAGUGUGUGCCUUUCAACCUUGAAUACAAAACACUCCUCCAAAGUUAACACAAUAAGCACGGGUGUAAUGUGCACAGCCCUUUUUUAUAAAUAUUGAGGAUAUUUCUGGAAACCAGCCAAAACAAAUUAUCACGUAAUUAACAAGGUGAUUUCUGUAACCAUAACAAGAAAAAUAAUAAAUUGCGCUUCCAUAACUAAGCAACACCUGCUUCAAGAAUCUUGGCAAACUGGCAAAUGCUGGAAAGAGAAUUUCUUCUUCUUGUUUAAUGUUAGUCAUCAGGUUUUCUUGAAGGUUAUCGAAGAGAAUUAUAUAGAACUCUUAGGAACUGGAACAAACUAGAAUGUGCUGGAAUUGUUUCAUUCUCUGGGUCCCACUUGUGGGUGUUUCACUAUUAACUCUGCCUUCGGGCAACCCUUCUGUUUUAUCAUGUGCAUCCCAACCCUGCUCGGACUCCAUCUGACUCUACAUGAAGAAAGUGCCGCUCCUCUAUAAAUCUCACUUGAGGGGAACAAACCGAGGGGAAUUGGCCCUCAUGAAAUGAUAUUGAUAUGUGAAGUUUAAAGUUUGAUAUUGAGUUUGGCCUGUACUCUGGUGGAGCUCUGAAAUGCCAGUCACAGACCUCAUCUUUAAAUGCUUGUUGUGAUGAAGAUUUUGUGUAAAUGAGUAAGGUAAGGUGGUGCAAUUAUAGACUCAUUGUGGACUGUCAUGUACAACCAGCUCUUUCCAACACUGUGGAGGCUAUAAUUGUACUGGGGCUAUAAUUAUACCACUUUACCUUAAUACUUGUAUCUAAAUUUGCAGACACCAUGACAGAACUUAUUCUUUAAAAAAAAUCAACCCUGAAUGUUUUUGAAAAAGUUCAAAAUGUGCUGAGGAUAUGAAAACAUGGGCGUUUUUGAAAUUGAAAACUUAUCUAAGUAAUAGAAGAUGUCCUGGGCAUCGGGUGAUCUUUAUGAAUAUGAGUAAAUGCUUUUACUAUAGUUUUGUACAGAAAUGCCUAGUGUAAAUGUACAUGGAAGUGUUCAGUAAAAGCAUUUACUGGUCUUGAUUCGUAUCACCCAUAGUCAGGUGGUUAGGACACAUCAUAUUCUGCGACUAACCCCUCUUCUCAGUAAACUGUCAAUGAAAUUUUGAAAGCUGGUUGAAUAGUUCUGAAACGUUUGUAGAUUUUAAUGAAAAUUCCUCUUUACAAACUUCUGGUGUCACUUUCAACUUGUCAUGUUGUCCUGAACCCAUCUUUGAAUCGGUUGCUUUCAGAAAUGUUCACUUUCGAGAAGGUUUACUGGUCUUGUGCCAGUCGGGGACUAUUAUGGAAAAUGCUAACUAAAACUAUACUAUGCAUAUCAUGUAGUUUUCUUGUGAUUUAGACUAGCUUCAUGAUUAAGUAUUGAAUACUACUGUGUAUUACAUAAGCUACUUUAUAUUAUAUUAAUGAUACCGCUGUCGAGAGUAAUUCGACGGAGACAAAGCCUUGCUAGAGUUGAACGUGUUAAUCUUAUGUAUUGUACAAACAAAAUUGACUUGUGUUCAAUUCAUGACUAUGUACUGUAAAUACAAUUGGUUGACAAAUAUUUUUUAUAAAAGUGAAAACUUUACAGUAAAAGUGUAAAAUAUUUGAA
Messenger RNA from Lineus longissimus, 11574 nucleotides. Its product is annotated as B-cell CLL/lymphoma 9-like protein. Bases 424 to 5805 code for a protein of 1793 amino acids. Gene Ontology annotation, cellular component: RSF complex. Gene Ontology annotation, biological process: regulation of DNA-templated transcription. Lineage: Eukaryota; Metazoa; Nemertea; Pilidiophora; Heteronemertea; Lineidae. The transcript has 11 exons. The record is from RefSeq and is a predicted model, not a curated record.